This is a messenger RNA of Mus caroli (Ryukyu mouse), 1803 nucleotides long. The record is from RefSeq and is a predicted model, not a curated record. NCBI's taxonomy places the organism in Eukaryota, Metazoa, Chordata, Mammalia, Rodentia, Muridae.
AACGUGGAGGUAUCCGGCCACCAUGCUCAGUCUCAAGCUGCCUCAACUCCUUCGAGUCCAUCAGGUCCCCCGGGUGAGGGGCCCCAAUCCAUCAACCUCGCCUUCCUCAGAGAACUCACUGGGGCAGAGCUUUUUCUCAUAUUAGCUAACUUUCUUAUGUUUCUAUUUCAGUAUAGAACGUGUGACCUCUACCCACAUUCCUAAACGUCCCUCCUCCCAGAAUCCCCAUCUGCAGAACACCCUGUGUGUUUUGGGAAGAAGGCAUCAUGUCUGGCUACCGAUGCCCCACAAGUUCUGCCUUAGACUGUGUUCUCAGCUCCUUCCAGAUGACUAAUGAGACGGUCAACAUCUGGACUCACUUCCUGCCCACCUGGUACUUCCUGUGGCGCCUCCUGGCGUUAGGCAGCCCCGGCUUCCGCGCGGACCCGUACCACCUACCGCUGCUGGUCUUCCUACUGCCCGCCUGCCUCUAUCCCUUCGCAUCUUGCUGCGCGCACACCUUUAGCUCCAUGUCGCCUCGAGCUCGUCACAUCUGCUACUUCCUGGACUACGGGGCGCUCAGCCUCUACAGCCUGGGCUGCGCCUUUCCCUAUGCCGCCUACUCCAUGCCGACCUCCUGGCUGCACAGCCGCCUACACCAGCUCUUCGUGCCAGCUGCUGCGCUCAACUCUUUCCUGUGCACCGGCCUCUCCUGCUACUCGCGGUUCCCAGAGCUAGAAUACCCCGGGUUCAGCAAGGCUCUCCGCACGGCUGCCUUUGCCUAUCCCUUCUUGUUUGACAACCUCCCACUGUUCUACAGGCUGCGGCUGUGUUGGGGCGGGGCCCACAGCUGUGGGCGGGACGCGCUGAGCUCCAAUCACAGUUACCACCUCCUCUGCGCUCUGCUCACGGGCUUCCUUUUUGCAGCCCGUCUACCUGAGCGCCUGGCACCUGGGCGCUUCGACUAUAUUGGCCACAGCCACCAGCUGUUCCAUAUCUGUGCCGUGCUGGGCACCCACUUCCAGCUGGAAGCAGUGCUGGCUGAUAUGGGAUCCCGCAGAGCCUGGCUGGCCAUGCAGGAACCCACCCUGGGUCUGGAGGCCACUGUAGCCACCUUGAGCCUGGCAGUGAUUGGGAACCUGUUUAUCAUUGCUGCUUUUACGGCCUCCUUGCUGCGGAUCCCUGGAACCUGCCCCCUGCUGCAGGGUAGCCCACUGGAAGAGGGACUCCAAGCUAAACAACAGUGAGGCCCGUUGGCAUGGAGGGAGGCAGAGGCCAGGCCUCAUUGCCCUGGAGGAGCCCUGACUUGGGUCUGAGAAGGUGGCGGCUAUUCUGACCCUGAAAGGUGUAGCUGAAGAGAAGAGGCUCUCUAGGGACAGGUGGAAGGAUGGAGGACCAAAGAGGCAGGUGGUGAAGGUCUGAAUGGACACAGGUACCAGGCGGGGAGCAGAGUGGGGGUGUGAGGCCUCUCCCAGGGCUUCUGCCCAGCUGCCCCCGACCUUGCUCAUCUCAGGUCACCCUGAGAGCUUGUUCCAUCGGGGCCACAUACCCACCCUGCCCCAGGGCCAGACUGUGCCACUUGUCAGCCACUCUGUAUCUACACACUGCUGCCUGUCUUGCUCACCACUGUGACCAGGCCUUUGCCGAUUUGUGUGUUUGGAUGUGUCCCCGGUGAGAGAAUGGUUGUGGUGGGGAUUGCUGUAGGGGGGCAGGCAGGCUGCGGGACUUUAGGAAGGAAAGUUUUUUUGUUUGUUUGUUUUUGUUGCUGUUUUUGUUUUUGCUAUCCAUCACAAAGCAGUAUAAUAAAGAAGCAAAUGAACUGGA